CGUCCCUUUGGCUGUCUACACAGCCAGCCGUGGGUGGGGAAGGAGGAGGAGGAGGAGGAGGAAGGAGAAGACGCGAGCAGAAAGAAGCCUUGGCGUCGCCGCUCGCCUGCAGAACUGGGAAGGGAGCGACAGCAGCACAGCCGCCUCGCCCGCGCUCCCAAUGGCUCCGGCUGCCGAGUGAAGCGAGCGACGAGCUCGGUCUCUGGCGGCUGAACGCGCCUGGUGAAGCUGAAGGACGGAGUCGAGGGCGCAGUGAACGCCUCCAGCCAUGGCGGGGACGGAAGGCGUCACGGCAGAUGUCGUUUCAACAGCUGCCUUUGCAUCUCCAGCUAGAAGUCUGGGAGACCCAGGGAUAACACCUCUGUCUCCAUCCCACAUUGCGAAGGACUCUGAUGCAAAUGAUGCAGAGGAGCAGUCCUAUCCUGUUGUUGUGGCUAUAGAUUUUGGCACGACAUCCAGCGGCUACGCCUACAGCUUCACCAAGGAACCAGAAUGCAUUCAUGUAAUGAGGCGAUGGGAAGGAGGAGAUCCUGGUGUGUCAAAUCAGAAAACACCAACCACUAUCCUCUUAACUCCAGAAAGAAAAUUCCACAGUUUUGGUUAUGCAGCCAGGGAUUUCUAUCAUGACCUUGAUCCUAAUGAAUCAAAACACUGGUUGUAUUUUGAGAAAUUUAAGAUGAAGCUUCACACAACUGGUAAUCUCAAUCUGGAAACAGACCUGACAGCUGCAAAUGGCAAGAAAGUCAAGGCACUUGAACUAUUUUCUUACGCUCUGCAGUACUUCAAGGAACAAGCAUUAAAGGAGCUGAGUGAUCAGGACUCCGGGUUUGAAAACUCAGAAGUGCGCUGGGUCAUCACGGUGCCAGCUAUCUGGAAGCAGCCGGCAAAGCAGUUUAUGAGGCAAGCUGCGUACAAGGCAGGAAUGGCAUCCCCAGAAAACCCUGAGCAGCUCAUAAUUGCCCUGGAACCAGAGGCUGCAUCUAUCUACUGCAGGAAGCUCCGCCUUCAUCAGAUGAUAGAUUUAAGCAGCAAAGGACCUGCCAAUGGUUAUAACCCAAGUGAGACCAUUGCCACUGGCUUUACACCAGCUAAAGAACACAUUCGGCGUAACCGUCAAAGCCGCACCUUUAUGGUUGAAAAUGUCAUAGGAGAGAUCUGGUCCGAGUUGGAAGAAGGCGACCGUUACAUAGUUGUUGAUAGUGGAGGAGGGACAGUUGAUGUUACAGUCCACCAGAUAAGGUUACCUGAAGGACACUUAAAGGAACUCUACAAGGCAACAGGUGGGCCACAUGGUUCCUUAGGGGUAGACUAUGAAUUUGAAAGGCUCCUGUGUAAAAUAUUUGGAGAAGAUUUUAUUGAACAAUUUAAGAUCAAGCGGCCUGCUGCCUGGGUUGAUCUGAUGAUAGCGUUUGAAUCACGCAAAAGGGCAGCAGCACCAGAUCGGACUAAUCCACUCAACAUCACCCUGCCUUUCUCAUUCAUUGACUACUACAAGAAAUUUCGAGGACACAGUGUGGAACACGCCUUAAGGAAAAGCAAUGUAGAUUUUGUGAAGUGGUCAUCACAAGGAAUGCUGAGGAUGAGUCCCGAUGCAAUGAAUGCUCUCUUCAAGCCUACCAUUGAUGAAAUCAUACAACAUCUCAGUGAUUUGUUUGAAAAGCCAGAAGUAACUAAUGUGAAGUUCCUCUUCCUGGUGGGCGGAUUUGCUGAAGCUCCACUACUACAGCAAGCUGUCCAGAAUGCUUUCGGCUCCAAAUGCCGAAUCAUUAUUCCUCAGGAUGUGGGGCUCACUAUCCUCAAAGGAGCAGUCUUAUUUGGUCUGGAUCCUGCUGUCAUUAAAGUGCGCCGCUCUCCCCUGACCUACGGUGUAGGAGUCCUGAAUCGUUAUGUGGAGGGCAAGCAUCCUGCAGAAAAGCUGCUAGUUAAAGAUGGCACCCGCUGGUGCACGGAUGUCUUUGACAAAUUUAUUUCUGCUGACCAGUCGGUGGCUCUUGGGGAGACUGUGUCGCGCAGCUAUACACCUGCCAAGCCUUCGCAGCUGGUCAUCGUGAUCAACAUCUACAGCUCGGAACAUGACCACGUCAGUUUCAUUACUGAGCCAGGGGUGAAGAAGUGUGGCACUCUGCGCCUGGAUCUCACAGGAACUGAUACGUCCGCGCCAAGCAGAAGGGAGAUCAAAACACUAAUGCAAUUUGGGGACACUGAGAUCAAAGCCAUGGCAAUUGACGUUGCCACUUCUAAAAGUGUCAAAGCUGGUAUUGAUUUCCUAAACUACUAAUGCUCCUCCCCUGCCCACCACCUGAUAGUUCAAUACUCCGUUCUCUCAUUUUUCAUGUGUCACCAAAAUGGACUUGCAUUUCAGCCAGAUGGAAAAAGGAGAGAACCAUUAGAAGGGAAACGUCAGGCAUUUUUGUUGUUGUUGUUGUUCUCAAAAUUAUCUGUUCAGGAAUCUGAAAUUUACAUGGUUAUCAGGUGCUAAACAUGAAACAGAAUAAUCCAAAAUGGCUAAAUGCAUUGUGAGAAUUAGUCAUUGAAAUAUCACUGCCCUCUUUGAUUGGGAAAACAAAUAGUUUUACUGGAAGUAUUCCACAUGUGCUGUAUUUGGGGUCCAGAAUGUCAAAGCUCAUAUUCAUGGUCCUACAUUGAAGACCCCAAUACAGCAAAUGGCAAAGCUGUCUCACUGAUACCAACAAGUCUGCUUUGGACAGCAGGAGGUCAUCAGUGCAGCCCUAAAUUAAAGUCCUCUCAAGUGCUGCUGUAAAUUGUCAGUGGAGAUUUAUAGGUCUUUAGCAGUUUUAAAACCAGACCUCUCUUAUUUAUAUGCUUUAAUCCGAGUGCUAGAGGUGAAGUAUCUUCUAGCCUUUCUUUGUAAAAUACGAAAAAACAGCACUUACCGCCCAGGCAAAGUACGUUUACUUGUUGGGGAUAUAUGAUGACUGCUUCGGGUGGCUUUUGCUUCUGUUUUAGCAAACUCCAAAGCCACAAAGUAGAUUUGUUAAGGCUGCAGUCCAUUUAAAGGAAUCCAUUAAAUUUGCAAAACAUUCAAAUACAUUUCAAAUUAGGAGAUAUGAUACACAAUAUCAUCUUAGGACACGCACACCCUUUUGAGGUGAAGGGAAAAGGGAUGAUGUUUGCCACCUGCAGUUUGUAGAAGUAGUUUGUAUAAAUACACAUCGUAUUAAAAACAAUGUGUUGGAACAAGACUUUGUGAUACCUAGAGCAGACCCACUGGAAUAAUGGCACAGGCUAGUUGAUCAAGUGCUAGUUGAUUCCAGUGGAUCUACCUGAAGUGUUAAUCUAACCUGAUUAAUCCAGGAAUAGGGGAACCUGUAGCCUUCCAAUUCCCACAAGUCCCAGUCAGAUCACCAAUGGUCAGAGAUGAUGAGAGUUACACUCCUACGACAUCUGAACGGCUCUCCCUGGGUUAGCCAUUAACAUUGCAGCCCAAGUAUUUGAGUAUUUCUUCUUUUUUGUUCAUUGGAAAGAGACGUUUUUCAAAAGUCUCCCUUCUCAACAGUUUUUGCAAGUUUAAGAGCUCCCACUUCACAUUUUCCUUUUGGAAAUGUGGUAGGUGGGGGAUUUUUAAUUUUUAAAGAAAUGCUUCCAGCUAGCUGUUGGGCAGACCUCAUGCAAAAGAAACGAAGGGGUAUGGUGGCAGUUGCUGCCCAGAAAGCACCUCUAUUCUCAUGUUGGAGAAAGCAAGGAACCAUUUUCAUUACCUCUCACAUACACAUUAAGAAACAGGAAAUAAAUACUGUGUUGGUCCUAGAAAGUGAGAUCCAGUAAAUGAAAAGGGAUACCUUUAUACUGGGCCAGCAUUUCACCUGUUCAUGAAAGAACGAUAUAAAAUGCUUAUUGUUAUUUAGAAUGAUUCAGCAGGAAAAAGAAAGCAGGUUGUUACAUCCACAAUCAAACCUCGGUUUGUGACCGCCUCUGUUUGUGAUCGCUUCAGUUUCCGACCACUGUGGACCCAGAUGUGUUUACAUCCGGGUUCCGCGGCGCUCGGAUGCGCAGAAGUGUGCAUCAGGGAGCAACUGAUUCGGGGAGCGACCAGCUCCGUGGAACGGAUUGCGGUCGCAAACCGAGGUACCACUGUAUAGAGAGUAGUUAGAGUUACCUGUCAUUCAUUUGCGUCCAAAAUACUUGCUUUCCCAUUCUCUUCCAUUGAUGUAACUGUAUACCCAGCCCUGCAUACAUAAGCCAUGAAGUGGGCAAUUUCCAGCUUUCCUCCUCACCAGCUUCUGUGAUACAGUACAUCCAGAAGAAGCUUAAAAUCUAGGGGGGGGGGGGGAAUUGCCAGGAGAUAUGUAGGCAGGUUAGGAAGUUCAGCUGUGUUGCAUUUGGCCUGCAGAGGGAGCAUGAACACUGUUUCUCCAAGAAAUGAGAGACUCCCCUACCCUUUCUCCCACACAACUUAAGAAAGGAGGAACAUGGCACAUAUCUUGAACACUGCCAGCUUCAAAACUCUUGAAAGCUUCAGGCAACAAACUAGAUCCCUUCCCGGUGUGAAUUAGAGCAGCUGAACAUAAGAAACACCAACACAGAAGUUGCUUUAAACUGUGGUGUGGUGUGGCUGCAUCCACAUAACAAUUUCUUGGAUUUGCACAUGGCCUGCAGUUCUGCAUUACUACAUACCAAAUGUGAUUAGAGGUGGCUUGGGGAAAAUAAGUUUCUCUGUGCUGCAGGUCCUUCAAGACUGGCAAUUUGCAGCAUGGAGGCAGCUUCCAUGCCAUGCAGUCUAAAGCCACAAUGCAGGGCUUUUGAUAUGUAGUCACUUCCAGAUAUACUGGAUUUGCAGCCAAGACACCCUCAACACCGAUGGGGAAGGUCAGCCAUGUUUCCCCGCCCACAUUUUGAAAACACAUUGUGAUCCACUGAACCCCAAUCAUGCUUCCAAGGCACCAGAAUGUUACCGUAAUUGUGUAGUUAUACCCUUUUCCAGUUAGCUAUGCAUGAGUGAAAAGCCAUAGACCCUUUUUACUUUUAAAAACGCAAGAUUGUUGAUCAGGCACUUAAGUCAUAUUUUAGGGGCCAUUGUGCAAAUGCUUAAAAAUUCAGUGAAGAAUUUAAAAGGGGCCCCAUUUGCAUUAUAUUCAUUAUAUAAUUCCCUGAUGAAAUGUGAAUAAAGUUUUGCUGAAUUAGCUAUCACAGGGAUGGAUUGGAUAAUUCUAGUCACAGUAUCUAGCUUGCUGUUCCUUAAAUAAUUAUUCUACUGAAUAAUUAGAAAGUGUGCAUGCUGGCUUUCCUUUGUUUUCAUCCUGUCUGCUGUGUUUUAAAGGCAAACGAUUUGUUUUUCUAUAUGUGUAAGUGUGUGUGGCCUUCCAUGGUUUACAAACAAGCAACUCCUUUGGGUGAGCUAUGAACAAUAUUAUGUGAUGUAUAUACAAUAUUUAAAUAUUGUACAGAUGCUUUCUUUCCAAAGUGCUAUUUUCUUGUACAGAGUGCUCUUUACCUCUGUUGAUUUGCAUUCAGUGGUUAAUUUUAAAUAACAUAGUUUCACAGUCUGCUUCAGUAAUUAUAGGCUUUUAAAGAUGGUGAGAUAUGAAAUGCAUAAUGCUGAUCUUGUAAUAACAGGAGGGGAGUAUGAAGAGUGUCAGACAAUCCCACACUCUUCUUGCUAUGCAAAGAAUAGCAUACAGACACACCUUUGGGUUUUGAAUUCUUUUUAACAGCCCCAGUUCCAUUUGAAGCAAUGCAUAGGAAUGACAAUGGUUAAAGUCCUUUUGUACAUCAGGUCUUCUUCUCCUACCUGAAAACUAGAUGGUCAUUUGGGGCAUUUAUUACCCCCAAAUGUUCUCCAGUAUCAAACCGUAUGCUUUAUUUCAAUGGUACAGUAUCUCUUUAUUAUUAGAUUCAGGCUAAACACAGACCAUUGGCCACAUAUGGAAAGUUCAGCUUGCUGCCUGCCAGGUACUCUAAAAAAAUAGAGGGAUUCUCAAGUACCAGAAUGGCCACAAAACAUGGCUAGUUCAUUGCAUUUGACUUGGUGAUUUGCCAGCCGUGCAGGUCCCUACUAGACUAGAACAGAAUGCAUAUGUCAUCAUAAGCUAGAACACUGGGGGUGGCAAGCUAGAAUGGCAAAAGAUUGCUUGAUAUUAAUUGUGUUGGACUCCUUUCGGUGUGCUACAUCUUCUGAUAGGCAAUUGGUGCCUGGAAGAUACAAUGCAAGAUCAUCUUACAUGACUGCUUCCUUGCUUUGUGACAUGGCUCUUCCCAGAAUCCCAGUUGUCUUGGAAAAGCAUUGUUUCAAGUUGUUGCAUCUUCAUCAUACAUGCAGUCAAAGGAGCAAGGGCCAGGGCACCUGCCAGGGCCAAGAAUCCCACUACCAGUUUUCCUGGCCCUGCUGCAUUGCUUCCUUUUGCAGCUUGUCCCUGUUCACCUGCCUUCUCUGAGUGAGCAAUAAGCAAAAAAGCAGUAACCCUACACCUUGUUGUCUCCGGCUGGGAGGUGCUGCACUGGAUUGCAUUUAGCUAAAGCUGCCCUCCUUCACAUUAUUCCAUGUCUGUAUUAGGAAGAGAUUUCAUUCCACAGGGACUCCUGCAAAAUCCUUACCAAACACUAUUAAGUCCCCACUGCUGGAAACUGCCAGGGUGGCAAGGAGGAUCCAAAAAGGACAUAGAUUAUUUCCUGUAACUCAGUCAUUUCUGAUCCUUUUACAGCAGCAGAAUGCUAUCUUUAUAUUCUUGCUCAUUUUCUCCUUUCCAUAACCAGGAUAUUGCUUCUUUUCUCCCAGUCACAAAACAUGAAUAGAUGGUCAGUCCUCAGAUUACGGUACAUCAUAUAUUCAAGUUGACAAAUCAGCUCUUAAAAUGUUAAACUCCCUUUUCAUCACACAGACAGAUUUUAAGCGUGGAAUUCUGCAGUUUUCUAGCAUACGUUCAAGAAAAUGUUCUCACUAAAUUGUCUUUAGCCAUUGCAUCUACCGGUAUAUAUUUUUAAAUAUGGGAUGUUUCCCUAAUACAUUGUUAUUAGAAGCAUGAUUCCACUUGCUGUAUGGAAGGACACUACAAAGUGUACUAUAAAACCUCUUACACUUUCUCUUCUGUGAACAAAAGUAUGUAUAAAAAUUAUGUGUAUUAGCAUAUCUGCAUUAAUAGCACAUUUGAAUGUCUUAUCAAAAUAGCUGUCAUUCCAGGUUAAAGUGCUAUAAACCUGCAAUCCUGAGAUUUCGGUCUAUAAAUUAUCCACAAAAUUAUCAUACCAAACUUUUAAAUUUUCCAUCCUAUUCCCUAAACUUCUACAGGGAUAUUAUUUCACUUGGAUAGUAAGAUAAUUAUAUUAAUCUAGGUGAGCUAAAUUUUGCAUAGCAAUACAACGGUUUACAAGAAAGAACUUCUGUCCGAUGGAGGUAUGUGAGUGAUCUGAUUAAUUCCCCUGAUGUAAUUUGCUCAGUGUGCUUGCAGCCAAUGAAAGGAGAUAACUCAUGGAUGGCAGCAGCUGCUUAGAAAUACAUCAUGCAGCAAACCAAUCACUUAAGCCUGUAUUCUUGCAAAUAUGUUGGCUGAAGUACUGUUUGGGCUACUGAACUGGCUGUUAUGUGUACUGAAUAUUUAAAUAUAAUCAGACUUCAGUAACUAGUUUUUAAAACUCUGCUAUAGCACUGUUGCUAUUAUUGUGAGAUUUAUAAUUUUUAAAAAAGCUUAUUUACCCCGCCCCAUCUUCAUCAGCUCCCAAAGGGGGUAUAAUUUUGCUGGGCAUGCUCUUUGCCACUUAGAAUCCAUCCCUAUUUUCCCAAAUAAUAGCAAAUUAGGUUUGGUGUUUAAGGGAACCUUUUAGAAAUAGAAUGUGAUGCUAUAACUACAGGCUUUUGUAUGAGCCCUAUGCUAAAUUUAAAGGAAGUGGCACAUGAAUGUUCACUUGUAAGUACCGUAGAAACUGGUAAAGUGAUAGAUGUUUGCCAGAUGAGAGUAAGAAACACAAUUUUCCAUGUGUUUUCUGCUGCAGGGUUGGUUGGUUAUUGUUUACAGAUCUUGAUCAAUAGAAAUUUAAGGGAAAGGUUCUGCUCUGUGCCAUAUUACAGAGACCCAAACUUUUACCCUGACAGCAAAACUUGCUUUGCUUUCUGUGGAAGUUUCUGUCUGAACCCAACCAUGGAAAACCAAAGCAACUUACCAUAAACCUGGAAAUUUAAAAUUAUGGCAGAGUUUGUAAAAUACUGUGAGCCAGAUGUGGAUUAAGUUGAAUUUAGUUCCCAUUGAAAUAAGCGACAUGAUUUAAGUCAUGACAAAUGUUUCAUAUUGAUUUCAAAAGGAACUAAAUUCAACUAAGUGCAAUACUAUACAUGUUUACUCAGAAGUAGACCCUGUUGAGUUGCCAGGUAAGUAGGUAUAGGAUUGUAGUCUUAAACUGGAUCCAUCCCAGUGCUGUUAAAGAAACCUUCAGCCAAUGCUCUAAGCACUUUGCAGUAAUCCAAAUAAACAAGUGUUGGAAUAUAUUAUUAAAAGAUGUAAUUUUAUUGCAGUGAUGUAACUGCAGUAGCAAAACUGCAUUAUUUACACUCUUUAAAAUCCACAGCACAUUGUGUAAAGGUUGUUGGGCAUAAUGCUACAAUAUUCAUCUCUGCUUUGAUAACUCAUCAAAUAUAUUGUAAAAAAAUAGAAAUAAACAUCCGAUCAUUGCAAUCUCAUUCAAUUUCUUCCCUGUGCAAGACUACAAACCUCACUUAAAGUCCUGGAGCAGAUAACAGCUUUUCACUGUUGCAUCUUCUGAGUACUGUGCUCUUCAAAAAGUGUGAAAUAAAACACAGUAAUCUGUGAGGGAAGAUGUCUUCUGCUGAUUAUUUAUGGCUCCUGUGUUAAAAGUUGUUUCUAACAUGAUGCACCAUCCAGCAGAAAG
Molecule: messenger RNA, 8835 nt
Organism: Zootoca vivipara (common lizard)
Lineage: Eukaryota; Metazoa; Chordata; Lepidosauria; Squamata; Lacertidae
Gene: HSPA12A
Product: heat shock protein family A (Hsp70) member 12A
Source: RefSeq, a predicted model, not a curated record